AUGGCAACCUACAGCACCUCUCACCGACCUAUCAAGGGGAUCCUGAAAAAUAAAGGUUCAACACCCUCCUCAGUGGGGGCUUCUGCCCAGCAUUCCGGAGGAAGCACCCAAGUGAUCAAGAGAAAGAAGUCUCAGAGAUGGGAUGAAUCCAACAUCCUAGCGACCCACCGCGCAUCAUACAGAGACUAUGAUUUGGUGAAGUCAAAUGAACCAGGCACUCCUUAUGUCGGCAUACAAGAUACUGGGGAAGAUACUGCGAGAGACGUCGAAGCCAAAGAAGUUAUGACUCCGGAUAUGUUAGCUAAGAAAUUAGCUGCCAGUGAUACUUUCGGAACCAAGGGUUCAAUGGAAGAUGAAGAGUACGGCGGGGCGCAUACCAGCCAGUUCCUUCUCAAUAAACAAGAAAAGCAGCGGCAGUUUGAGAUGAAGAGAAAACUUCACUACACUGAAGGGCUGAACAUCAAGCUUGCUAGACAGUUGCUCUCUGAAGACCUAAAGGAUGAAGUAGAUGAAGAUGGAAACCAAGAACGUCUAACUAAAGAAAACACCACUACUGAAGUUCCUGCAGGUGGAGAGGACAUGAAGACCUAG
Molecule: messenger RNA, 591 nt
Organism: Cavia porcellus (domestic guinea pig)
Lineage: Eukaryota; Metazoa; Chordata; Mammalia; Rodentia; Caviidae
Gene: Ppp1r2c
Product: PPP1R2C family member C
Exons: 1
Coding region: 1-591 (196 amino acids)
Biological process (GO): regulation of signal transduction
Molecular function (GO): protein phosphatase inhibitor activity
Source: RefSeq, a predicted model, not a curated record